AUGGAAUUAAUUGAUGCCGUAGAGCCUAAAGUCACCAGUGCCAUGAACCAAAUGCUUCUUCGGGACUUCCAGGAUGGUGAAGUGAAGAAAGCCUUGAAGCAGAUGUAUCCACUGAAAGCACUUGGCCCAGAUGUUCCUAAAAUUAAAGAGCUAAAAAGAGUUACUGAUUAUCGCCCUAUUAGCUUGUGUAAUGUUGUUUAUAAGCUAGCCUUAAAGGCGAUUGCAAAUAGAUUAAAGAAGAUUUUGCCAGCUAUCAUCAGUGACACUCAAAGUGCCUUUGUGCAUGGAAGAUUAAUUAUUGACAAUGUUUUGGUGGCUUUUGAAACUAUGCAUCAUAUCAAUAUGAAAAAGGGAGGCAAAAAGGGGGAGAUGGCACUUGAAGUGGAUAUGAGUAAAGCCUAUGAUAGGGUGGAGUGGGGCUGCCUUGAUAAAAUUAUGGAUAAAUUGGGGUUUAAAAAUGACAGCCUUAUUUUUUGUAGGGCAUCCUUGGCAGAAUGUGACUCCCUACAGAGUAUCCUUCAGGUUUAUGAGUGUGCUUCUGGCCAACAAUUAAAUAGAGCGAAGACCUCCCUUUUCUUUAGCUCUAAUACUGAUCAUUCAGUUCAAGAGGAAAUUAAAAGUAGAUUUGGUGCUCAAGUCAUUAGACAACAUGAGAAAUAUCUUGGUCUUCCCUCACUGGUUGAAAGAAAGAAGCGCAACACUUUUAAUGACGUAAAGGAAAAGCUUGCUAAGAAGUUAGCUGGUUGGAAGAAAAAAUUGCUUUCUAAAGCAAGUAAGGAAAUCUUGAUGAAGGCAGUAGCACAGGCAAUUCCAACUUAUACAAUGAGUUGUUUCAAACUUCCUGAUACUUUCUGUGAAGAAUUGAUGAGUAUGAUUCGUAAUUUUUGGUGGGGUCAAAAACAGGAUGAAAGAAAACUAAAUUGGAUGAGUUGGGAUAAUCUUUGCAAGCCUAAAGUAGAUGGGGGUAUGGGUUUUAAACAGCUGAAACCUUUCAAUUUGGCUUUACUCGCUAAACAAGGUUGGAGAUUGCAAAUGGGACAAAAUUCUCUUGUUUAUCAUGUCUUCAAAGCAAAAUAUUUUCCUACAUGUGAUUUUGUUGAUGCGUCACUUGGUAAUAAUCCAUCAUAUGUAUGGCAUAGUAUUAUGGCUUCCCAAAAGAUUGUGCAACAUGGACUGAGAUGGCAGAUUGGUAAUGGCUUCAAUGUAUAG
Messenger RNA from Quercus robur (English oak), 1209 nucleotides. RefSeq lists its product as uncharacterized. NCBI's taxonomy places the organism in Eukaryota, Viridiplantae, Streptophyta, Magnoliopsida, Fagales, Fagaceae. The coding region runs from base 1 to 1209 and encodes 402 amino acids. The record is from RefSeq and is a predicted model, not a curated record. The transcript has 3 exons.